Messenger RNA from Ctenocephalides felis (cat flea), 1177 nucleotides. RefSeq names its product mitochondrial tRNA-specific 2-thiouridylase 1-like. Bases 44 to 1177 code for a protein of 377 amino acids. The transcript has 6 exons. Gene Ontology annotation, molecular function: sulfurtransferase activity. Gene Ontology annotation, biological process: tRNA wobble position uridine thiolation. Gene Ontology annotation, cellular component: mitochondrion. NCBI's taxonomy places the organism in Eukaryota, Metazoa, Arthropoda, Insecta, Siphonaptera, Pulicidae. The record is from RefSeq and is a predicted model, not a curated record.
UAUUACUGAUUUGUAUUAAAUAUAUAACAAAUGCAAAUAAAAUAUGAAAAGAGUAGUCGUAGGAGUCUCUGGAGGAGUUGACAGUGCAGUAACUGCACUUUUGCUCAAGCAAAAAGGAUAUGAUGUUCAAGGUGUAUUUAUGAAAAACUGGGACACGGGCGAAGAAACUGGUGUUUGUACGACUUCAAAAGAUCUAGAAGAUGCAAAAUGGAUGUGUGAUCAAAUCAAAAUUCCUUUUCGUGAAGUUAAUUAUGUGAAACAUUAUUGGAAUGAUGUCUUUAGUCAUUUAGUUUCUGGUUACCAAAAAGGCUUAACACCAAAUCCCGACAUACUCUGCAACCGAAACGUGAAAUUCAACCAUUUUCUUAACUAUGCACUAAACGAUUUACAAGCUGAUGCUGUUGCAACUGGACACUACGCUAGAACAACAUUUGGACCGUAUUUGGAAAACUAUCAACCAAAUACAGAUGUGCAUCUAUUGGAAGCUUUUGACAAAACAAAAUGCCAAGCUUUUUUCUUAUGUGGAAUCAGACAAAAAUCUUUGAGACGUAUAAUGUUUCCAUUGGGCGAAUUAAGGAAGGUGGAUGUUAAAGAAAUUGCUAGAAAUUCUGGUUUAGUUAGGUUGGCCAAGAAGAAGGAAAGUAUGGGGAUUUGUUUCAUUGGGAAAAGGCAUUUCCAAGAUUUUAUAGCAGAGUAUGUCGAUCACAUUCCUGGCAACUUCAUCGACGUGGACACUGGCAAAGUGGUUGGCACCCACAAUGGUAUCCACAUGUGGACAAUUGGACAACGGACAAACUUAUCAGGGUUCAGCAAAGCCUACUUUAUUUUGAAGAAGAUUUCCCCUGAUAUUUUAGUAGCUGCUGGUACAGACCACCCCAGAUUGCACACAAGAUUUGUCUUAUCCCACGAACCGAAUUGGAUUUGCCACGAGCCACUGGAGUUGACCAAAAACAAAAUAUUGGAAUGCUCUUUUCGAUUUCAGCAUACAAAACCUUUAAUUUCAUGUCGUAUAGUUAAAUAUUCUGUAAAUAAAUUGUUUAUUAUGUUAGAAAAAUCAGCAAGAGCGAUAACUCCUGGACAAUAUGCUGUUUUUUAUAAAGACGGUGAAUGUUUGGGAGGCGCUCAGAUUAUUGGACCGGGACCAUCAGAUAUUUAUUUUAAUAGAGAAGAGUUAUGA